CGGCGGGGGCGCGGGCGGGCGCGGCCAUGGAGCGGCGGCGGCGGCGGCGGCGGCUCUAGCGAGCGCGGUCGGGCGGGCGGGCAGGGCCCCCGGGCGCCGCGGCCCCAACUGCACAGCUCAGCAAAAGCGCCCCGGCCCUGCGCGCCGCCCUAGCCGGCCACCUCCUGCAAAGCUGCGAGCCAGCUUUGGAAGAAAGGGGAGAGAUUGCAUGGGCCGGAGACACGGCAGUCGGCAAUAGACACACACACAAACAGAGAAGGCGGGGGGAGGGAGAGAAAGAGAGAGAGAGAGAGAGCGAGAGAGAGCGAGAGAGACGUAGGUAUUUUUUUUUAUUUUUUUUUGGCUGCCGCUACCCCGAGCCGGGCUCGCCGCGCUUGUGCGCGCGUGUGGAUGUGGCUGUGAUCGCUCCAGGACUCCCGGGCUCCGGAGACGCCAUUUUCCCCCGUGAUAAGCUCGCUCCGCACACCGCGCUUAGAGGCGGCCGCGCCGGGCGGGAAGCGCGGGGCCGGUCCGGGGCGCCCUCCGCUCGCCGCCGCCCCCCGCGGCCCCCGCGCCCCCGAGCGAGCCCGCCGCCGCCUGACAGAUGCUCGUCGCCAUGGAGUUGCCGCGCCUGAACCUCCGGGGGCUCCGGCCAGCGUGCCCAGCCGGGGUCUGAGCCGAGUGACCGGGACGCGGUUGCAGAUUUGAUUUCUUCUGAAGGCCUCACCGUGUCUCCAUCCCUGGGACACUGAGUACAGCUUCUGGAACACUUUGUCCUUGGAAUCUUGGAUCUCCUCUCAUCUCAUCCGCCCUUUUCCGCUUUUGCCCCUUUCUCCUCCCAAGAACUCCUGAAGACUGUGGGAUUGUCAUGGAAUCCAGGGAGAUUUUAAGCAGUGGCAGGCAAAGAGGAGUCGAGUCAGAAUUCAUGCCAGUCUCCUCUGCUAAGCCCCAGACAUCCCCGGGUUGUGCAGGAGAACCUUUGCUCUCUGCUCCAGGAGCUGGGAAGGGCGUCCCAGUGGGCAUUGAACAGAUGGAGCCUGAAGAGGAGGAUGAACUGGGUUCAGGGCGGGAUGUGGAUUCCAACUCCAAUGCCGACAGUGAGAAAUGGGUGGCAGGAGAUGGCCUGGAGGAGCAGGAGUUUUCUAUCAAGGAGGCGAACUUCACAGAAGGGAGUCUGAAGCUGAAGAUUCAGACCACCAAGAGGGCAAAGAAACCCCCCAAGAAUCUGGAGAACUAUAUAUGCCCCCCUGAGAUCAAGAUCACUAUCAAGCAGUCUGGGGACCAGAAGGCAUCCCGUGCUGGAAAAAACAGCAAAGCCACAAAAGAAGAUGAAAGAAACCACUCCAAGAAGAAGUCUGGGACCAGGACCCAGGCUGUCAGGGGACCUGAUGAUCCUCUGAAUGGAAUAUCAAGCAAACACAGCAGAAAGACACAGAGAGGCAGAAAGCUUCUCACAACCAGUGACCUUGCAGCCAGCGACCUCAAAGGAUUUCAGCCACAGGCUUAUGAACGGCCACAGAAGCACUCAGCUCUCCAUUAUGACCCAGGCCUUCCACAGGACUUCACCGGUGACACCUUAAAACCAAAGCACCAGCAAAAAAGCAGCAGCCAGAACCACAUGGACUGGUCCACCAACUCUGACAGUGGACCUGCCACGCAGAAUUGCUUCAUCAGUCCAGAGUCUGGCCGAGAAACUGCAAUCACCAGCAAGAUCCCAGCUCUUGAGCCCGUGGUUUCCUUUGCAAAGGUCCAGGGCAAGAAAGGCAGUGCAGGGAGCACGUGGAGUCAGCUGUCCACCAGUGGCAAAGAUCUGCUCCUGGGAGCUGUGAUUCCAUCCCCAAGCAGCCACAGCUCCCCAGCCCCAGCCAGCAGCUCUGCAGAGUGCAAUGGGCUUCAACCUUUGACAGAUCAAGAUGUUGGGGGGGUGAAAGAACUCCAGGAACCACCCGUUAUAAGCACCAAGAAAAAGUCCAGUAAAAAAGACUUGAUAAGUCAAAGCAUACCCAACCCAGACCUGGAUUGGGUCAAGAAUGCCCAGAAAGCAUUUGAGAAUACAGAAGGGAAAAAGGAAGGUUAUUCUGCAGAUAAUGCCCAAGAGGCAUCACCAGCCAGGCAGAAUGUGAGUUCCAUUAGUAAUCCUGAAAAUGACUCUAGUCAUGUCCGGAUUACCAUCCCUAUUAAGGCACCAUGUCUAGAUCCAGUCAACCACAAGAGGAAAAAGAGACAGUCCAUCAAAGCUGUGGUGGAAAAGAUCUUGCCAGAAAAAGCCCUGGCUUCUGGAAUCCCUAUGAGUAGUGCAGUUGUCAGCAGGAUACUUUCUAGCUCAGAAGGGAAUAAGAAAGAUCCCCGGGUCCCUAAAUUCAGUAAGAUGAUAGAGAGUGAGUCUUCUCCAGUGGGUCUGGAGAUGGGUGUAAAUGCUGAGAAAGUGAUCCCAGUAGGUGUGUCCAGGCAGCGGAAGCCAUCUUUGGUCAUGUCACCUCCAGCGUGCACUGACCACUCCCCAUCGAGAAAGCUGCCGGAAAUCCAGCACCCGAAAUUUGCCGCCAAGCGGAGGUGGACUUGCAGCAAACCCAAGCCCACCAGCAUGCUGCGGGAGGCCGUCAUGGCUACCUCGGAUAAGCUGAUGGUGGAGCCGCCAUCAGCCUACCCCAUCACCCCCUCCAGCCCGCUGUACACCAACACCGACAGCUUGACUGUGAUCACCCCAGUGAAAAAGAAGCGAGGACGGCCAAAGAAGCAGCCACUGCUCACGGUUGAGACAAUUCAUGAGGGGACCUCCACCAGCCCAGUCAGCCCCAUCAGCCGGGAGUUUCCCGGCACCAAGAAACGGAAGAGACGACGCAGUUUAGCAAAGCUGGCCCAGCUGGUGCCUGGGGAGGACAAACCCAUGAGCGAGAUGAAGUUUCACAAAAAAGUUGGGAAGCUUGGAGUGUUGGAUAAGAAGACCAUCAAGACCAUCAACAAGAUGAAGACACUCAAGAGGAAAAAUAUCUUGAACCAGAUCCUCUCCUGCUCCAGCAACCCUGCUCUGAAGGCCAAAGCGCCACCGGAGACCAGCCCCGGGGCCUCUGCAAUUGAGAGCAAGCUGGGAAAACAGAUCAAUGUCAGCAAGAGAGGAACCAUCUACAUUGGCAAAAAGAGGGGCAGGAAGCCAAGGGCAGAGCUGCCGCCCCCAUCUGAAGAACCCAAAACAGCCAUCAAGCACCCAAGGCCUGUCUCUAGCCAGCCAGAUGUCCCAGCCGUGCCUUCCAACUUCCAGUCACUCGUGGCGUCUUCACCAGCAGCUAUGCACCCACUCACCACCCAGUUGGGUGGGUCAAAUGGCAACUUGAGCCCCGCCAGCACCGAAACCAGUUUCUCAGAGCUGAAAACGAUGCCAAAUCUCCAGCCCAUCAGUGCUCUUCCAACCAAAACCCAAAAGGGGAUCCAUAGUGGAACCUGGAAGCUGUCUCCACCCAGGCUGAUGGCCAACUCGCCUUCACACCUGUGCGAGAUCGGUUCGCUUAAGGAGAUCACACUAUCCCCAGUGAGCGAAUCCCACAGUGAGGAGACCAUCCCCAGUGACAGCGGCAUCGGGACAGACAACAACAGCACGUCAGACCAAGCGGAAAAGAGUUCAGAAUCCCGGCGGAGAUACUCUUUUGAUUUCUGCUCCCUGGACAACCCAGAGGCCAUUGCGUCUGACACCAGCACAAAGAACCGGCAUGGCCACCGGCAGAAGCAUCUCAUUGUGGAUAACUUCCUGGCCCACGAAAGCCUCAAGAAGCCAAAGCACAAGAGGAAACGGAAAAGCCUGCAGAGCCGCGAUGAUCUCCAGUUUCUAGCUGACCUGGAAGAGCUCAUCGGCAAGUUCCAGGUGUUCAGGAUUUCCCACCGGAGCUACACGUUCUACCAUGAGAAUCCCUACCCCAGCAUCUUCCGGAUUAACUUUGAUCACUAUUACCCGGUGCCAUAUAUCCAGUAUGACCCGUUGCUCUAUCUCCGCCGGACUUCAGACUUGAAGUCAAAGAAGAAGCGUGGGAGGCCUGCCAAAACCAAUGACACCAUGACAAAGGUGCCUUUUUUGCAAGGGUUCAGCUACCCUAUUCCCAGUGGAAGUUACUAUGCACCCUACGGAAUGCCUUACACAUCAAUGCCUAUGAUGAACCUCGGUUAUUACAGUCAGUACCCGGCUCCGCUGUACCUGUCCCACACACUCGGAGCAGCUUCCCCAUUUAUGAGGCCAACAGUGCCUCCACCUCAGUUUCACACUAGCUCCCACAUGAAGAUGUCGGGGAGCACCAAACAUAAAGCAAAGCACGGCAUACACCUGCCAGGACCCGUGGGCAUGGGCCUUGGUGACAUGCAGCCGUCCCUGAACCCUCCAAAGGUGGGCAGUGCUGGCCUGUCAAGUGGCCGGCUCCACAAGCGGAAACACAAACACAAGCACAAGCACAAGGAAGAUCGACUCCUGGGCACCCACGACAACCUUAGCGGUCUCUUUGCAGGCAAAGCGGCAGGUUUCUCCAGCCACCUGCUGAGUGAGCGGCUGAGUGGUGUGGAAAAGGAGCUCCAGCUGGUGAGCGAGAAGAGCAGGCAUAAGGAGAAGCAGAAGCACCAGCAUGCUGACGUCAGCCACAAAGCUCCCAAGAGCAGCUUUGAGGUGGACAACCUGUCAACGCUGUCCCUUUCGGAUGCUCAGCACUGGACGCAGGCCAAGGACAAAAGUGACUUGAGCAGCGAGCCUGUGGACCCAUGCACAAAAAGGUACUCUGCCAGUGGAGGAGACGGUGGCAAUGCAAGAUCAGAAAGCCUGGAUGUGUUCAGUGACAUGAACCCUUCGAAUGACAAGUGGGACAGUGACCUGAGUGGGAUUAAGAGACGGAGCUUUGAAGGCUUUGGGACAUACAGGGAAAAGGACAUCCAAACCUUCAAGAUGAACCGCAAGGAGAGAAGUUCUUUUGAUGCCUCCAUAUCUCCAGGAGUGCCAAGUCCCCAUUUAAAAGUGGACCAGAUGGGAAUGCAUGGUAAGGGUGAGGGCUCAGCACCAACCGUGAUGACCAGGAAGAAGCCAGCUGCCCUGGACAGUGUUGCAAUCCCGCCUACGCCUGUGCUGUCCCUCCUUGCGGCCUCUGCAGCAACGCCAGACGCAGCCAGUUCCUCCCUGAAGAAACGAUUCAAGCGCAGGGAGAUCGAAGCCAUCCAGUGUGAGGUGCGCAAGAUGUGUCACUACACCAAGAUUCUGUCCACCAAGAAGAACCUGGACCAUGUGAACAAGAUCCUCAAGGCCAAGCGGCUGCAGAGACAAGCCAAGACGGGCAACAAUUUCGUCAAGAAGAGGAGGGGGCGGCCCCGCAAGCAAGCCACCCAGUUCGAGGAUGACUCCAGAGACCAAAUGCCCGUGCUGGAAAAGUGCAUCGACCUGCCCAGCAAGAAGGGUCAGCGGCCCAGCUUGAGCCCACUGGCACUGGAACCGGCCACCAGCCAGGACACCAUCAUGGCCACCAUCGAGGCGGUCAUCCACAUGGCCCGGGAGACCCCACCACCCCUUCCCAGGACCCCGCCGUUGCCCAGGCCCCCACGGAGCAGCAAGAGGAGACACCAGCCUCAGCCUCCAGCUCAGGCCCCCCAGCCACAGCCACAACCAUCCCCACAGCAAGCCCUUCCCCAGGAGGACGAGGUGAAGGCCAAGAGGCUGAGGAAGUCCCGAGGGAGUGAGAGCGAGGCCCUCCCCUAGGCUGGGGGACCACACAAUGGCAGGUGCAGUGAACCGGGGUUGGGGGGCUGAGCCCCCCUGCUGCAGGGACACAGAGGAAGCAGCCCUUCUCUCCAGAAGCUGGGCAGGCAGAUUGGGGCCAGAUGAUGGGAUGAGCCAUCCACAGGUCUUGGGGAAGCAAAGCCAGGGGAGCCCUCCAAGAGAAGCUUGUCUGUAUGUUACAGUUGCUACAGUGCCCGGCCAAGCUGCCCUUCAGCUGUGAUGCUGGAGCCUUCCUUCACAGGCAAGCAGAAGGCCCAUCGAGGAAAGAGCUGGUGGCCUUCCCCAUGACAGCCACCUGAACAAGGGGCCCCCUUGAUUCCAUUGCAUUUUCUGGCCAGGAAAACUCAAAGAGAAACAUCCACAAUCAGGACACAUUCCAAGGGGGAGGAAAAACAAAACCCUUCACAUUUCUCAAUUGGCUUUGUUGUAACCCACAGUCAUUGGGAUUUUAUUGCUUUUGUUUUUACUACUUCUUUUUAAUUUUUUUUUACUCCUUUUUUUUUUUAAGGAUCAGCUAGGCAUUAGGCACCAGUACAUCUUGGGGUGACCGGAGUCUUUCCGUUAACUAUAUACAAUUUCUCAGCUGGAGUCAUUUCACCAGAAGGUGGCAUACUGGUGACAAGCAACCUUACAGAAGCUUGCUGCUUCCUCAGUUUACCUGCUCUCUCUUCCACACACACUGAUAUUAAGCACUGUCUCUUCCUAGUUAUACUUUGUCCGUUGUGCUUCCAUAACCCUUUUCAUUGACUUAUGGGCUGCCUCCUUUUCCUUGGCACCGACUUAAAUGAUGGAAACCUUCCCUGUGUUGUAAUGUUCUCCCUUGGCUUAUGCUUUGAAUCCCAGGCAUUGUCUGAAGCAGACUUUUAGUAUUGACACUUUGUUACUAAGUGAUUUAGAGCAGCCAAGGAUAUGUUGGUUACUUUUAUACUUAAAUAAUAAUAGGUCAGCAGAGAAUAGGGAGACUAAAAUAAAUUUAAGCCCCACUGCAGAUGGAAUAACUAAGACAUUACCAAAAAAACUGAAAUCCCAGACCCACCGGAAACACAAGUGUCUAGCAAUGCCUUGGUACGUAACUUUUUUUCAUACAAAUAAUUAUCUUGGGUCACUGGAAAAAAAAUAAGAUGAUAGCAGUCCAUUAUCUCUUGAUAAUUAUUUCUUAAGAGCAAAUGGGAGUAAGUGUUCUUAUCUGAAAAACAAAAUAAAAAUGCUCAAAGGGUAUCACCACUCCAAUUGUAUCAAGCCACCUUGGACAAAGUAUCCAAAUUGUGGUUGCCUUAAUAAACUUAAAGCAUUUUGUACAUAAUGUAAUUAUAAACCUAUCAGUCUGCAUGAAUGCAAACUGUGUGUGACAAAUCGUCUUUUUAAAUGGUCAAUUUCAACUGUACAUUCCAUCCAGUUGUAUCCUAGCCAUUCGUUUAGUGUGGACAGAUAUCCCAUCCUUAUUAUCCAUUUCCACAGCCUAGUAAAACAUGUUAAGAAGACUCUGAAUGAAUAUGAAGUUAUUCCAUUGCUGUAGGUAUUUUCUGAAAGUCAGAUGUGGAAAUUUCAAAUAUGUAUUUUCCAUUUUCUCCCUCACCCCCCCUUACCUUCCUUAAGACAUCAAACACCUGGCUUGAUAGAUUAUAAAAAGAGAGACACUGGCAGACUGAAUGAAAGUUUCUAGUGGGAAUUUGAAUAUCUAGUUUACCUCCAUAUUGUUUCUUUACAGGAAGUUGGUACUGACUGGAAAUUGCAUUAUCACUUCAGAAUACCGAAGCAUUUCCUUAGCAAGAGGUGAAUUCUUGUUGGGAACAUGAGGAGAUAAAGGGUGUGCGUCUGCAGGAGUUAAAUUGAAAAUUCCAGGUUGAUAAUCCUUUUGCAAACAUAAUUGCUCUGUCCUGGCACUUAACAGUUGGCAGAAAGUACCCACAGAGUCACCCUAUUCUGCAGUGUCACCUUGGACUUGACAUAAUGUAAUGUCCACUUGAUCCAUCACUCCUAGCAGUAUGUGAGUCUAAAGGAAUGCACUCUUCUGUACCUUAAGCUUAUAGCACAGAUACUCAGUUUGUGACUUGGGUUGCCCUUUGACAUUUUACACGAGUCCAAUGGCAACAUCAGAGCAGCAGCAGCUUUCAGUGUUUCGUUCUCAAGCCAUGUCUGAGUGGUUCCAAGGUCACAGGAAAGGAAAGUUUAAAUUAGCCCUGUUCAACUUCCAUUCCUUUGAAAGAGGAUCGUUUUCAUUCCGGCUAAGCGAUAAAGAGGCUUCUCUCCGGCAGAAUUUUCAGAACCAUUUCCUUUAUUCUUUCUUUUCCCUGCCUCACUGCUGGAGUGGUAUGUUUCCCCAACCAGUAGAGAGCAAACUUAGUCUUCCCACAGAGUGAAAGGGGCUUUCACUCCUAAGAGUUUACAAGUAACAUCAGGAUAUAUUGGAGCACCUCAGCCAACAGAGAGAUUCCAGGAGAGAGCCAGGAGUCACAACCUAUUCAUGGAGCCAGCUCUAAAUGAUGGAGACCUUCCCUGUAUUGUAAUGUUCUCCCUUGGCUUAUGCUUUGAAUCUCAGACAUCGUCAAAAGCAGACUUUGAGUAUCGACACUCUUUUAUACCAAGUAAUUUAGAGCAGCCGAGGAUAUGUUGAUUACUUUUAUACUUAAAUACUGACAAUAGAUCAUCCUGUAAAUUGAACACAAAGUCUCUACUAUUAAGAUGGUGAGAGUAGCUAACUCUGAGACCAAAUAAGCCUCGGCAUGGAGGUGGAGGUGAGGCUGCCCAUUCACCCUCACAGCUUCCCCUCCACAAGACACCUCAUCUGUCUGGAUAGCUUCACCUUCUUUUUAUUGGCUCCUGCUUUCUACUAACCAAGCUCACCUCAUCCCUAGGAUCAUGUCAUUGAUUUUUCUAAACCACACUCUUUCCAUGAGCCUCUAGUCUCCUGUCCAGGCAAAUGAGUUCUCCAUAUCUGACUGGUUGCUGAGCCAGGGUGAGAACCCAACCCACCUGAUGCCAGUUGAGGAAAACUCUAGUCACCCAACCACUGCUUCCAGUGACCACCUUUUUUAUCAGAGAAGAUGCCAUUGGGAUGCAUAUGCUGCCCGCAAAUAGCUCUGCAAACUCAUGUGUAGAAAGGGAACCCCUUUGGAUUCUUUCUUUCUGGAAUACUUGCCUUCAGUGAGCAGUAGGGCCAGGCCAAUUUAGAAUCCAGGAAGUCUGACUGGGAAUGAGCUAGCGAUGAGAUUAGGAAUAUACAGGCCUCCAUGAAGGCAGCGAUGGAUCUUAUAUCUACCUUUCUAAGUGUGUGGGGGGGGGGGCGGGGGGGGGCAGUGGUUUAUCCAAUCCCAGAAUAAAUAAGAAGGAUGGAAGUUUAGCUUCUUCUAGUAACCUAACUCUGGCAACAGCCCUGGGAAGAAAGGUAGCAAGGGGAGCAGGCCAAGGUUUGAUGAAUGACUUUGCAGGACUGGGAUCAGCAGCCACCCAUAACCCAGAAAAGAUGACCAAGUCCUGACGUAGGUGAGCACGUUACUCUGACCGCAGUCCUGAGAGGGGACUGUGACUCUGCCAUGGGUGGUGGCAGUCAGGAUGUGUGCUCUGUGCUUUUUCUGUGUCUAUAAAUAGGAUGAGCAAGUGAUGACAGAAAUACGAGAUCAUGUAAGGCACUACAUUAAGGAUUCGGUUUUAAGAUUUAAGUAGAAAAUCCCAUUCCUACAGCUUAUUACCCAACGAUAUUCAGAUAAGGAGCCUUUGGAGACUACUUCCCCUACUAGGAAAAUUUACCUGGGAACUGUGUACAUGCCUACAUAUAUAUUUCCAAAGCCUUUAAAUGCCAACUGUAGCUUAGAGAGAAGAGGAGGUGGCAGAAGCCGCAAUGCCUCAAUAAGCCAUUUAAGUGUUACACUGCAGGAUUCCCAGUCCUUCUUACUGUGUGGAAGUAGAUGAAGACAGACAUUAUUCUCAACACUACCCAAUAAUAUCACAAUGGUCCAAAUGCCAGAACUUACAGAUAGUGUCAUCACAGUGCCUAGAAACUCAAACUGUAAUAUAUCGUAGCAUUUUCUUGGUGUUUUGUAAAAAAUAAUAAUAAUAAAAUAAAUAAAAUAAAAAUAAAUUUCUUUCCAUGAUGUAAGGAUCCCCCUUGCCUCUUGUUUCUUGAGGUUGCCCCACAAGUGAGUCUUCCUUCCUUGCUGGACUCAGUCACUUGGGGAACAGUCUUAGAAGCACAGAUCAACCAAGGAAGAGGCUUUCUGGAUAGCUGGGGCCCACUUACCCAGGUACAGUGAACACUAAAGGGAGAGGUAAAAUGUGCUGCCCUGCUCCACUCAGAAGGGCAGUUCCAACUUAGGCCGGUUUCUUUUUCUUCCUUUUUUUUUUUAAAUCUAUUUCUUAAAUAAUAAUAAAUGCACAUGAUGUGUUAAAUAUGUAUAUAUAUUUCAAAAGAAAAAUGGGGCACAAGAUUGUCUUACAAGUCGUGCUGGCUAAUUUUUAGUUUGGAUUCAUAAGUGGUUUUUAAAAGCCUUUUUUAAAGUGUAACUUGCAUGUUCUACUUUGAUUGUAUGUAAACAUAUUUUAGAACAAAAAUGUAUUUGUAUUUUAUUGAAUAUAGAGGCAAGAAAAAAAUGUACAUUGUUCAAAAUGUUCUUUUUGUAACAGUUUUUAUUCAUAAAGCAUUUUUGUACAUUUAAAAUGAACAUGGACUUGCUGUUAUUUGAGGCGUAGAGACACCUGGUCUGCUUCACUGUCAUGCUCCUCAUGGUCUUAUUAGAUGUUGGAUUUUAAACAUUUUUUCUAAAAGAAAGCUCAGUCUUUUUCGCUACCAGAUCAGGUUAGCACAGUAUAGAGCACUUAACUAUUAAAAAAAAAAAGUUAAUCCUAUUCAUAUGUUAUUCAUUGUGUGAAAUUAAAGACAUUCAAUUCAGUCUAA
Erinaceus europaeus (western European hedgehog) is the source of this 10607-nucleotide messenger RNA. It is a transcript of the gene SETBP1, whose product is annotated as SET binding protein 1. NCBI's taxonomy places the organism in Eukaryota, Metazoa, Chordata, Mammalia, Eulipotyphla, Erinaceidae. The record is from RefSeq and is a predicted model, not a curated record. Gene Ontology annotation, molecular function: DNA binding. The transcript has 7 exons. Bases 848 to 5695 code for a protein of 1615 amino acids.